Messenger RNA from Chlorocebus sabaeus (green monkey), 13352 nucleotides. Lineage: Eukaryota; Metazoa; Chordata; Mammalia; Primates; Cercopithecidae. The record is from RefSeq and is a predicted model, not a curated record.
GCGGCGGCGGGCGGGUGCGGAGCGCGGGCUUCGGGGGUCGGGCCCACGGGAGAAGCCCCGCGCCCGUCCCCAGUCUCCCUCCUGGGCCCUGGCAGAAGCUUCUCUCCGAAAUCCUCCCCAUGCCCUCGGGAUUGCCGAAGGGCCGGGUCGGGGGCCCCUCCUCAGGACCCCACGCACAUCCUCCUCGGAGAGCCCCGGAAACCCUCCGAGCCCCCGUGUGCGCCCCAAAAGGUCCCUGCAGAACCCACCCCUCCCGUGGAGCCGCCUCCCCGAGCCCUUCGUGAGUCUCGGCAGCCUUCCUUGCAGACCCCCACUCUUUGGCCCGGAAGCCCCCGUCGUCCUCCUGUCUCCACAAAUAGUCCUCGGAGGCCAUUCCUCGUCCAUUCCACAGCGUGGCUCUCAUAGCUGCUCCAGGAGCCUUCCUCACGAGCUCUGCACACCUCCCCAAGGCUCCCUCUGGACCCCUGUCCGUUCCAGAACUCUCCCCUAGAGCCCUGCCUCUCACAGCCCAACAGGCUCACCCGACUUCCCCCUCCCAGAUCCUAAGAAUUUUCCCUCCCACUUACCCCAUUCCAGAAACCUCCUUGGAGAUUUUCCGCUCAUACCCCCUGCAUUUCUGAGUCCCCCUCCCAGAAGUCCUUCAGAAUUCCCCCCGAAGGACCCUGAUCAUCUUCCCUGAAGAUCUCCUUCCCAUAUCCCCAAAAUAAAUCUUCCUCACAGACUUUCUGAAAUGCCCCCAGAUCCCAAAAACUCACCUGGAAGACCCUAUCCCACUCCCCACCAUAUUGCAACCUUCUCUAAUACACACUCCCCCUUCACGUAUCCCUCUGGAUCUUUCCACAGAUCCCAAAAGUCUCCCCCAGAGGCCUGCUGUCUCCCCCUGGUCUCACCACCCUGAAAUGCCUUAGAGAUCACCCUCAGGUAGCCCAACGAUCUUCCCCGGGACACCCUUCCCCACCCCCACUCAUUCUUAAAGUCUCCAGCGAUUGCCUGAAAUCUCCAGGGGACUCUCAAUUUCAUAUUUCAAAAGCUUCUUCCAAAACCCCUUUUACAUACUCCACAUAUUUUCCAGUCCCCCACAUCACACGCUCCAAAAAUGGUUUAAGGAUCCUGAAAACUUUCCUCAUGAUUUCUCUCUCAGAUCCCCUAGAACUCCCCUUCACUUACACUUCAGAAUCCCCCCUUGCAGACCGGUUUUAGAGGAAUUUUCUAAAGAUCCUCCUCACAACCCCUGUAAGACCGUAAGAUUUUCUUGGUGACCCCUCUGAGAUGCAGGUUUUCAGGACCCCCCCCCAACACACACACAGCUUAGAGACCCCAGCAAACCCCUGGAACCCUCCUGAUGUUGUUCUUGAAAUCCCUCCAAGACCUUCCUGACACCCCCAGAACCCCUUGAAUCAAUACUUCUGCCUUGCUAAGGGACUUUUCUGGAGAUGUCACUCCCUGAACUUGCUCACGCAGGUCCCCUAAAUCCUCUAGAAUCCCCUGAAGAAGACCCUCACACACACCUAAUUUCCCCCCAAAAUAACCCUCUGAGCUCCUGCUCUGAGAAAGUCCUAGAAUUCUUUCUGAAAAACCCACUCCUCUGACACUCAGAAGACCCCGCCUUCCCCAUGUACUCUUUUGGAGACUUUACUCAGGUUUCUCCUCAACUGAGAUCUCUGAAGAGUUUUUCCUAAAAAGAUCACUCUGUCAUCCCACUCCAGGACCAGUCUCAGAAGACCACACCUUCCUCAGACACUCUUUAGAUAAUUUUCUCACCAAUUGCCCUCCAUCAACCACCCACUCCUAGCGCUUCCUGAGACUUCCUCAGAACUUUCCCUCAGAUUCCACUUCUGACAUCCCCAAGAAACGUUAUUCAGUACCCUAUCAAAUUUACCCCCUCGCUUUAGAAUUCCUAUUUACACCAUCUCAUUUCUCCAUUCUCUUUCCUCUGAAGUAAACUCAGAGACCUUUCUCAGGGGGCCCCCUUUUCCUAUUAUCCCUUCAGAGGCCCCCAACAUUCUCCAGACUCGUCCCUCAAGAGCCUCUAUGUUUCCUUGUAAAGAUUCUUGAGAGACACCUUUCCCCACCCCCUUGAAAUCCCAAUGCUCCAAGACCUUUCUUUCAGACCAUUUUUCUCAGGUCCCAUCCUCAUAGACCCCUCUUCCCUUCCAAGAUCAAGAGACACUUAACACCCUCCUUAGAGACAGGAUUUUCCCCAUUUCCCUUUGAGAAGCCUUCUUCUCCCCUUUGAGGGCCUUCUCACCAAAGAAUCCCUUCCACUAUAGCAGUGGUUCUCAAAGUGUGGUUCCUGGCCCAGCAGCAACCACAUUUGUUAGAAAUACACAUUCUUGAGUCCUACUCAGAUCUACUGAAUCAGACAAACCUGGGAGCAGGGCCCAGCAAUCUGAGUUUUUAACAAACACUCCUGGUCAUUUUGAUGCACACACAAGUUUAAGAACCUGUGCCCUUUAAGAGGAUUUCCUUUUCCCCACAAAAACCCCCUGAAAGAUGCCUCAGGGUGUGCCUCUGUGCCCUACUGCUCACUGCUAUUUUCCUAUUUCCCAGGAAUCCCCUUUACAAAGUACCCAUCCUCCAGAAAGAUUUCUUACCUACCUUGAAAGGAUCUUGGCUUCUCCACAAGGUUACUCCAUCCUCUGAGCAGUUAUUUCCCAUUCUACUUUUGAAUGGUUUCUUUUCAGAUCUUCCUCGGUGCUUUCUCUUUCUGGCUAUCCCUGCAGCCCACUCCCAGCCUUUGGUGCUUCUUUAAAUUGCUGCUUCUUUGAACACACAUGUCCAUCUCUUCUUGUCCAUCCGUUUCUCCACAUAGGCAUCCUCCCCUUGAGGCACCCUCAGGAGGUCUUUUCAUUCUGUGUCUUACUGCCCAGACCCCUCCACCCCCAUUGUACCUCUUAGAACACUGCUCACCUUCAACCUUGUAGUUUUUAAUGUACUUGCCCACUCACCCUUACUGGACUAGGAACUCUGAAAGUACGCGACGUGUCUUGUUCUUUGAAUCCCACAAGGUGGGAUCUACCCUUUAUAAGUUACUGGAAAUCACUAGAGAAUAAGCAGCUCUUCCUUCUGCAUUGGGCCAGAAAUCUCCAAGUUUCUCAGAUCUCACUCCUCAUUCAGGUUUAGCACACUCUCCCUGCCCCCUCCUCUCCUCUCACCUCCCUUUUUAUCUCCACACAGCACCCUUUGCCUUUCCCCCUGCCAUACUUGCUCCUGUCUUUGGGACUUUCUUUGUGUUGUUUCCUGAUUCUGAGCUACCCCAAGUCCUUUGCGUGGUAACCUGCCUCACCCCGUCCUGGUUGACUUCUCUUAACAGCCCCUAUCAGCUGCUAAGUCUGGGGCCUCCAUAGAGCUCUGAACUUUUUUCAAGGGAUUCUGUUUCUCUCUAGGGCCCAGAAAGGGAAACAGAGACCCCAGGGUAAAUACUGGGGCCUGCCUUCAGGGAGCUCAUAAUACCAGUAGGGGGCUUGGGCGUGUACAGAGCAGAAAAUGAGGUACAAAUUAUAUGCUGUAGAAAUUCAGCAGUGAGAGGGAGCCCUUUAUUUGGAAACUUCACAGAAAAGGUGGUAUUUGGGCUGGAUAGUGUUCCCUGGGAGUUGGGACAAUCAUGGUACCUUACAGGCAGAGGAAACAGCUUAAGCAAUGGAUCAAAGACAAGAAAGCCUCCUGAUCCGUCACCCAUGGUAUCUCUUCUCUUCACCCAAAAGAUAGAGAUGAAAGAAGACAGAUUUCCUCUAUUUGCAUUGUAUUUGCCAACUGCACUUUAGUGACCUACAGAGUAGUAAUAAUAAUGACCACUGGUUUUUGAAUGCUUGCUAACUGCCAGGCACUGUUUAAGCAUUUUACAGGUAUUCAUAGGAACCCUAUGAGGUAGGUAAACUACCAUUAUCCUCAUUUUGCAUAUGAUGAGAUUAAGAACAGGUAGGACUAAUAGAAGGUCUGUGGGCACUGUCCAUUCCAAGAUGGUAGUGCCUUGGGUCAAAAAGUUGAAUUUUUAGUUAAGAUAGGUUUGGCUGCAAUGGGGUUGUAGUUGUUAGGUAUGCAGAACCUGGGUCUGGACAGGAUUUGCGUCCCAAGUUACCACUCACCAGUUUUGUGCCCUAGGACAAGUUACUUCUCUGGUCUUUUAGUUUCCACAGCUAAAAAAAAAAAAAAAAAAAUAUGAAGGAAAUAAUGAUACUCUACUUCAUAGAAUUGUUAUGAGGAUUAAAUAAGUUAAUACAUGUAAAGUACUUAGAACAAUACCUUGUCCGUAAUUGCAAUGUUAGAAGAAAAAAAAAAAAAGAAAAAAAAAAAACUCGUAGCCAGAACUCUAAAAACAUAAAGUGAUAGAACCUUAACUCAAAGUGGUUUAAGGAAAAAAGCGGGGGAUUAAUUGGCUCUUGUUACUGGAAAGUCCAGAGUUAGGUUGGCUUCAGGCCUACUGCAUCCAGGUGUUCAAAUAAUUUUCUCAGACAUCUCCUCCCAUUUCUCCACUGAGUUAGCUUCAUCUUCAACAAGCUUCUGCUUUGGGUAACAAAGAUGGUCCUCAGCAGCCCCAGGUUUUAACCCUACCUCCUUGGAAAGCCUUAGUGGAAAGAGAACUCUUUCUUGAGAGUCCCAGUUUGAAAAUAGUUUCUUCCUUGAAUAGAUGUGAGAUUAUGCCAGAAGAUCCUUAGAAACAUAUUUUGGGUUCUGUACCCUGCAACUCAGUCUCUGUCUUGCUGAGUCAAAUAGGCCUGUGAUUCCAUCCCAUGAACUUUCUGAGCAUUGAUGGCAGUCUGCCUCCCCACUGUCCCCCAGCCCCAGUCAUUAUCUGCUCUGUGAUGGUUUGGGUCUAGAGAGAGCUUAUGGCUGGUCGGACUCAACCACACUUUGCUUUGGGAUAUCACGGGUGAUAUGAGGUGAUCGGCCUGGCUUGAUGGUGGCCUCGGGGAAGCAGAAUCCAGGAGUACUGGCAAUACCCUCACCACCGUUUUAGGUUUCCAAGACACAGAACUUUGGAAGACAGUUAAGUAGGGUUGCUGUGAGUGGAGUUUUGUUUGUUUUAGUGUAAACUUGUUGAAUAGAAGCGGGUUCAGGGCAAGUUACAGAACAGCAGUAUAUGGAGUAUGCAAGUCUCAAAUAUCUCCAGCCUGCACUCAUUCAUUAAACAAUGCAUGGAGGCACUGUUUUAGGUACUGGAGACAGAGCAGUGAAUAAAACAUUCAAGGUCCUGAAAUUCAUGGAAUUUAUAUUCUGAUGGGGGGAGUAAAACAAAGAAAUCAGAGUGUGAUUCAUGCUAUGAAGGAAAGAAAACAGUGUGAAAGAGAGGGUGGGAGUGGCCACUGUAGACAGGGGGAUCAGUAGAGGCCUCUUUUGGGAGGUGACAGUUGAGCCUGAUAACCAGAAAGAUGAGAAGGCACCAGUUGUAGGAAGAUCUGGGAGUGGAACAUUCUAAUCUAAGCAUUGCUACAUGCAGAAAAAGGACCGCUGCAAGGUGGGGAAAUUUAUUACAGAUAUUUAUUGAGGGCCUGCUAUGUACCAGGUGCUAUGGUAGAAUUGGAGAUGUAGCAAUGAAUGAUAUAGCUAUAGUCUUCCCUUCUCUCAUGGGUCUUAUAGUCUAGGUGUUUUUGGAAGAGCUGCAGCCUUUGAAGAAACGUCUCUUAAUGAUGAUAUCAUAGACUCAUUCCUACUGGGGAGAUGAGGCAGAAUGAGCCUCAUCUGGGCUCAGGUGAGCCCAGAUCUGAUUGAUGAGAGGAAACCAACCUUGUGACAGUCUGGGGAAUAGCAUUUCAGGCAGAGGGGUCAGCAGGUGCAAAAGCCCUGCGAUGUGUUCAGGGAAUAACAAGGACCAGUGUGGCUAAAGCCUAAGUGAGGGAGAGGGGCGAGGGGUUGGAAAGGCUGACAGAAGCCAGAUCACUUGGGGCCUAAGGGCCACAGUGAGGAGUUUCUAUUUUCAUUUAAGGGGAUUGGGAAACUAUUAGAAGGGAGUUUUUGAAAGCAAGACAGUGACAUGAUCUGAUUAACUUUUUUUUAGAAAGCUCACUUUGGUUUCUGGGAGGAAAACAGAGGGUCAGGACAGAAUCAGGAAGGAAAGUUGGGAGACAAUCCAUUUGUCCAGAUGAGAAAUGGUGACAUAAAUGUGGUGGUGGUAGUGAAGAUGGAGAGAAGCAGAUAUAUUUUGGGUGUACAGAAAACAGGACUUGAUGAUAGGAUUAGAGAGAGGAAUCUAGGAUAGUAAUAAUAGCCAAGUCAUUUAUGCCUCACAACUCUAUGAGAGUAGGCACUAUUAUUAUUUUCUGUCUUCCUCCUCAAUAGGUACUAUUAUUACACCCACAUUACAGAUGACAAAACAGGCACAGCAAGGUGAAAUCACUUGCCCAAAAUUACACAGGUAGUAAGUGGCAGGCUUAUAUUUCCAACCCGGCACUCUGGUUCUAGAGCCACUUAGGUUUGGGGAGAGAUAAGGAAGGCAUGUGUAGCUGACAUUAAGAAAAAGGAAAUAUCAAGACCUAAUGACUGGGUCUUUGGGAAAUGGAAGAAGUCAAAGAUGACUCAAAAAAUGUCUCAGUUGUCCACAGAGAGGUGAUAAUUGAAUCUACAGGAGUUGAUUACAUUCCUAAGUGAGAGAAAACAAGCGUUAAGAAGGGAAAGGAAGCACAGGAUAAACUUUUCAGGGGAAGGGGUGUCAAGACAUUUAGGAGUGGGAGGAAGAACACUAGCUUCCUCUCUAUUGCAGAGUUUCCCAGAGCUCCCCAUACUGUGCUUAUCUUCCAGGAGGCCCUGCCUGGCUUCUCCUCUCCUCUCCCUCCCUUCCCCAGCACCAUUCAUACAAAAAGCUCAUUCUCUGCUAGUGCAGUGGUAUACAUAUUUUGUGUACAUAUUUCAGGAGUUUCUGGAAAUAAUGGUUGGUUCUUAGAAGUUGGGCUCCCUUGGCUUCUGAUAGUCUCUUCUCAGGUUAUGAAAGUGAGUUAACCCUAGGUAACUAGCCUGUUACCUUGUUCAUGAAGUGUCAGUUCCUCAAAGGCCUAGGUCGUGCUGUAAAAAGAAGUAGGAAUGGGUAAAAAGGCAGAUAGGAUCCCCUUAUUUAUCCUGAGAUGUUGAUAUUAAAGGGCCCUUAGGCCCAACUUUUACCACGUUGCCCAGGCUGGUCUCACUGGGCCCAAGCGAUCUGCCCACCUCAGCCUCCCAAAGUGCUGGGAUUACAGGUGUGAGCCACCAUGCCCAGCUUCGUUGCAUUGUUAAGAGCAAGCAAGAACUCUGAAGCCAGACUGCCUGGCCUUGAAAAUCUCAGCUUAGUGUACAGUCUUGGGCAAAGUGACUGCUCUGUGCCUCAGUUUCUCCAUCUGUAAAAUGACAAUAUAUUCGUAUAUGUAUGUAAUAUAUUUUUAAAAUAGAGUUUUGGGAAUCAAAUGUGCUUAUCUGUGGAAAGCUGUUAGCAAAGGGCCUGACAAUGUAUGAUGUAUGAAGACAUGCUAAACAUCAUGAUUGCUGUUGAAAUGAAGUAUAGCGGAGGGAAAAAGCAUCAUGCCAGUUAUUUUUAAAUACAUUGUUUCAUUUAAUUCUUCUAACAAGCUUCAUUGAGGAAGAAACAGAGUUACUUGCCAUAGUCAAUACAGCAAGUAAGUAUAACAGAGAACCAGGAUUUAAGCCAGGUCUGACUCCACAUUCUGCUUCUGAAUGAAGAGAGCUGGCCUCCAGAGGCACAGUUUAUGGGCAUAUGGGCCUUUUCUCACUGGGGCCAGAGAAGAAGCCCAGAGGGCAGUUUGCCCUGGAACAUCUUAACUUUUUUUUUUUUUUUUUUGAGACAAAGUCUCGCUCUUGUCACCCAGGCUGGAGUGCAGUGGCGCGAUCUCAGCCCACUGCAACCUCCACCUCCUGGGUUGAAGCAAUUCUCCUGCCUAAGCCUCCUGAGGAGCUGGGAUUACAGGCGCCUGCCACCAUGCCCAGCUAAUUUUUUGUGUUUUUAGUAGAGACAGGGUUUCACCGUGUUGGCCAGACUGGUCUCGAACUCCUGACCUCAGGAGAUCCGCCUGCCUCGGCCUCCCAAAGUGCUGGGAUUACAGGUGUGAGCCACCUCACCUGGCCUUUCUCCAGGUGGGAGUGCAGUGGCACAAUCUCAGCUCACUGCAGCCUUGACCUCCAGAACUCAAGUGAUCCUCCCACCUCAGCCUCCUGAGUAUCUGGGACUGCAGGUGCACGCCACCAUGCCUAUCUAAUUUUUGUAGAGACAGGGUUUUGCCAUGUUGCCCAGGCUGGUCUGGAACUUUUAGCUUUUUUUUUGAGACAGGGUCUCACUCUGUUGCCCAGGCUGGACUGGAGUGCAGUGGCACGAUCUUGGCUCACUGCAACCUCUGCCUCCUGGGCUCAAGUGAUUCUCCUGCCUCAGGCUCCCAAAUAGCUGGGAUUACAAGUGCACGCCACCACACCCAACUAAUUUUUUUGUAAUUUUUGUAGAGGCAAGGUUUCACUAUGUUGCCCAGGCUGGUCUCGAACUCCUGAGCUCAAGCGAUCCACCUGCCCAGGCCUCCCAAAGUGCUGGGAUUAUCGGCGUGAGCCACUGCGCCCAGCCUUCUUAGCCAUUUUGUUAACUUCGUUUCCCACCUCUGGAGGGUGGUAGGGGCUUCCCAAGAAGAUCACUCGGACCUCUUCAAGUAUGGCAGCAAUAUUGCUGGGCUGUUGGAGAGACUUUUGUUAUAGAGGUCCCCCUCUUGUGUCUUUCCUCAAAGGCAAGGAGUCAUUUUUGGUAACAUGAGGACAAAGAGACCAGACCAGUGGUGAAUUCUGUUUUGCAUGGGAAUUGUCAAGGCUCUUUCAGUUUUAACUGAAACCCAACUCAAACUGGCCUAAGUCAAAAAGGAAUUUAUUCGUCUAUGUAACUGAAAAGAGUGAGCCACAAGGGGGAGGCUUCAGGCUAGCUGCAUCUAGGUUUUAAAUCACGUGAACAGACCUCCCUUUCCCCCUCCCCCAUCUCUUGACUCUACUGUUACCUGUGUUAGUUUCAUUCCGAAGCAGGCUUCCACCAUGAAAUAGAAGAGGUGGCAACUGGUGACAUCAUGAGACGAUGUAUAAUCUGAGCAACCCUAACCAAUGGCUUAUUUUCCUUAGUAGUUCCAGCAAAAAUCCAGAGAGGACUAUCCUUGGCCAGGCUUUAACCCAUGUCCACUUCUGGAGCCAAGAAAGACAGUUCCUUCUCCAAGGGGAACCCAGGGUGUUGAUACUAGAAGAUGGAAGUGGAUACAGUAAGAUGCUGCCACAGUGAGAUGCCUCACACAGAUCUCCCUCUGUCACUCCAGCCAAGCACAUGGGAUAGAAAGUAGCAGGCGGCCUCUGGCCCUUCAGUGGAGGAGGGCCAUCCAGUCCUCUCCAGUUAACAUCUAGACCAAACACAAAACAUCCUUCUCUCAUCCAGAAGACAUAGGAACCCUUCCUUCAGGGAUGAUUUUUUUUAACAGUGAAAUCUUAAAAGUAACUGUUUCACUAAAGCCUCCAGUGUUUACUGAAGAUUGUCAGAAUCAUCCUCCAUCACUAGAUCUUCUCCACCAGUCAUAUUCCCUGAACAGUGGGGUGGCUUGAAGGUAUAAACCAGAGAGGCCCAAGGGAGGGGUAGUUAGCAGACUUCUGGUCUUUUUCUAGUUUGUGCUCAUCUGUUCCAAGGACCACAGGAUUCUUCUCAUCGCAGUGCUCCAGGCAGCCAACUACCAAUCGAUUGGAGUUAGCCUGUGAGGAGACUGGAGAGGCGUGGCUGGACCAAGACCUCCCCCCAUGUGAGCAGGCUUCCUCCUCCCCUAACAAUCGUUGCCACCACGCCCAGAAACGUCCUUAAGCCCUGGCCCUCAGGGAAAAGGUAACAGGAGGCCAGAGCGGGGACCAUGUGACGGCGCUGGCCCUCGCCACCGCCGUCCCCCCACCCUGGCCCCAGGCCCGGCACCAUGAUGUUCCGAGACCAGGUGGGCAUCCUCGCUGGCUGGUUCAAGGGCUGGAAUGAGUGUGAGCAGACAGUGGCCCUGCUGUCACUUCUGAAACGGGUCACCCGUACCCAGGCCCGCUUCCUGCAGCUCUGCCUGGAGCACUCACUGGCGGACUGCAAUGACAUCCACCUGCUGGAGUCGGAGGCCAACAGUGCUGCCAUCGUCAGCCAGUGGCAGCAGGAGUCCAAAGAGAAGGUGGUGUCCCUCCUGCUGUCCCACCUUCCCCUGCUUCAGCCAGGCAACACAGAGGCCAAAUCGGAGUACAUGAGGCUACUGCAAAAAGUGCUGGCCUACUCAAUCGAGAGCAAUGCCUUCAUCGAGGAGAGCCGCCAGCUGCUUUCCUAUGCCCUCAUCCACCCAGCCACCACACUGGAGGACCGCAACGCACUGGCCCUCUGGCUGAGCCACCUGGAAGAGCGGUUGGCUAGUGGCUUCCGCUCCCGGCCAGAGCCCUCCUACCAUUCACGCCAAGGCUCAGAUGAGUGGGGAAGCCCUGCAGAGCUGGGCCCUGGGGAGGCAGGGCCAGGCUGGCAGGACAAGCCACCCCGGGAAAAUGGACACGUGCCCUUCCACCCGUCCAGCUCAGUGCCGCCAGCCAUCAACAGUAUUGGGAGCAAUGCAAACACAGGUCUCCCCUGCCAAAUCCACCCUAGCCCGCUGAAGCGCUCCAUGUCACUCAUCCCUACAAGCCCCCAGGUCCCUGGUGAGUGGCCGAGUCCAGAGGAGCUUGGGGCCCGGGCUGCUUUUACCACGCCCGAUCACGCACCCCUCUCGCCCCAGAGCAGCGUGGCCUCCUCUGGCAGUGAGCAGACAGAGGAGCAGGGCUCCAGCCGGAACACUUUCCAGGAGGAUGGCAGUGGCAUGAAAGAUGUGCCCUCAUGGCUCAAGAGCCUCCGCUUGCACAAGUAUGCAGCCCUCUUCUCACAGAUGAGCUACGAGGAGAUGAUGACACUGACUGAGCAGCACCUGGAGUCUCAGAAUGUCACCAAAGGUGCCCGCCACAAGAUAGCCCUGAGUAUCCAGAAGCUGCGUGAGAGACAGAGCGUCCUCAAGUCCCUAGAGAAGGAUGUACUGGAAGGCGGGAACCUGAGAAACGCUCUGCAGGAGCUGCAGCAGAUCAUCAUCACUCCCAUCAAGGCCUACAGUGUCCUCCAGGCCACCGUGGCUGCCGCCGCCACCACCCCUACUGCCAAGGAUGGGGCCCCGGGGGAGCCAUCACUGCCAGGUGCUGAGCCUCCCCUAGCCCACCCCGGCACUGACAAGGGCACCGAGGCCAAGGACCCUCCAGCUGCGGAGAACUACCCACCUCCACCAGCUCCCGCUCCCACCGAUGGCAGUGAGCCUGCCCCGGCUCCCGUCGCUGACGGAGACAUCCCCAGCCAGUUUACACGGGUGAUGGGCAAAGUGUGCACCCAGCUGCUGGUGUCCCGACCAGACGAGGAGAACAUCACCAGUUACCUCCAGCUCAUCGAAAAGUGCCUGACUCAUGAGGCUUUCACGGAGACGCAGAAGAAACGGCUGCUAUCCUGGAAACAGCAAGUGCUGAAGCUCCUCCGGACAUUCCCACGCAAAGCCGCACUAGAGAUGCAGAACUACCGGCAGCAGAAAGGCUGGGCGUUCGGCUCCAACUCGCUCCCCAUAGCUGGUUCUGUGGGGAUGGGAGUGGCCCGGCGUACCCAGCGGCAGUUCCCAAUGCCUCCCCGGGCCCUCCCACCCGGCCGGAUGGGCCUCCUGAGCCCCUCGGGCAUUGGAGGUGUCUCCCCUCGACACGCCCUCACCAGCCCCAGCCUUGGAGGCCAGGGCCGACAGAACCUGUGGUUUGCCAACCCUGGAGGCAGCAACAGCAUGCCCAGUCAGAGCCGCAGCUCUGUGCAGCGCACCCACUCGCUCCCGGUCCACUCGUCACCCCAGGCCAUUCUCAUGUUCCCUCCAGACUGCCCGGUUCCUGGGCCUGACCUGGAGAUCAAUCCCACUCUGGAGUCUCUGUGUCUGAGCAUGACAGAACACGCCUUGGGUGAUGGGACAGACAAAACCUCCACCAUCUGACGGGACCCACAGCCCAGCGCACCCAUAGGCUCCCUGGGCGGCGGGCGGGGGCCAACCCCCAACAGGCUUCUCCGCGACAGCGAGAGGGUGGGCUGGCUCAGCUAUAUAUUCUAAUAUUUUUCUACUCUCUCACCCUUUUAACUUUUGUUUAACAUUGGCACAUGCCUUGCUCACUCCCAGGCCCGUCGAGGGAUCUCUGCUGAGGCCCGGGGAGUUGGGGGCAGCCAGGAUAAAGGGGGCAGGGACUGGCCAGACUGCCUGCCUCUCUCCUUUCCUUCUUCAUCCCCACCUGGUCCCAUCCCACCCCUGCCUCCUCCAGACCGCUGACCACCUGCCUCUCCCCAAGGGAGCAGACUCCCCAGAGACAAACUGACCACUACCUUGUGGAGCCUGCUCAGAAAUAUUUGAUAUUUGGGGUGACAUGAGCAGGGCAGAGAACCUGCCCUCCAGAAUGUUAUUGAGAGGAGCUGGGGAGAAGGGAGGGGAGCAAGGAGAGGAAGCCCUCUCUCCUCUCCCUCCUUCCCCUUUACCAUUCCCCACAUUCUCCAAGGACAGGAGCCACCUUCUUCUCUCUCACCUCCUUUGGCCCUGUUCACCAGAGGUUCUCUAUGAUUAAUUUCUUAGGCCUAUUUAAGAUACAUAUUUAUAUAGUUCUUAACGGUUUUUCUCUGAUCAUUUCCUCUCAUUUUUAGAAUCCCCAGGCCUCUCUCUGAGCCAAGACAGUGGCAGGGGGAGCCUGAACUUUAUGAGGGGAGAGGGCAGAGCCCCCUCCUCCAGAUCCCCAAGCUCUAACCCAUUUUCCUCCAGCCCUGGCUCCCCAGAUGAAGAGGUUGGAGGUGGGCAGCCAGGGUGGCCAGUGAGGUCAGGAAGUCUGUUGCCUUAACGUCCCCUUCCCUACGAACACACACCCUUCUCCGCUCCCAGGUCUGGUUGGUGAUACUUGGGAGUCAGGAAUAAGGGAAAGGGGAUUGUUUGGUUUUUGGGUUUUUCCCUAAGCCCCUCCCUUUUCUUUCAGCCUUUCCCCUCCCCCCAUUGUCAUGACCUCACUUAAGUGGAACACUAUAUCAUAACCCAGAGAUUUGUCCCAGUCCCAGAGUCUGACAGACUGUCUGGUCCCUAUUCCUAAUGAGGGGUUGUGUUGGGGCCCAGGUGGAGGGAGGGGAUUCGGGGGUUCAGACUGCGGGGAAGCCAGGGUCUCCCUCUUCAACGCCCUCCUCCCCCUCAGCCCACCCUCCCCACUGGGACAUUCUCAAGCUUUUCACACCGAAAAGGAAAAAAAAUGUUAUUUUUAGAUACAUUUUAUGAAUAACUUUUGUUAUGAAUAUGGCUGGUAACCAUUGUGUAUGUUAUUAAAGAUACAAAAUGUUGGGAAAAAAA